Messenger RNA from Salvelinus fontinalis (brook trout), 2565 nucleotides. RefSeq lists its product as uncharacterized. Bases 567 to 1322 code for a protein of 251 amino acids. Gene Ontology annotation, molecular function: ubiquitin-protein transferase activity; zinc ion binding. The transcript is spliced from 5 exons. Gene Ontology annotation, biological process: protein ubiquitination. NCBI's taxonomy places the organism in Eukaryota, Metazoa, Chordata, Actinopteri, Salmoniformes, Salmonidae. The record is from RefSeq and is a predicted model, not a curated record.
GUCGACCUUCAGGAUACUUCAUCUGCAGCCACACACACACACGCUGCAACUGCUGCGACUGAGUUUCUCACUCUCUCUGUCUCACACACACAGAAACUCACACAGAAAGGGAUAUAGAGAAGAGAGAGAGAGAGAGAGACAGAGACAGAGACAGAGAGAGAGAGAGAGGGAGAGAGAGAGAGACCAAGCAGCCCUCGAGACUUCAGGACUUCACACUUUUUAUUGAGGCCUGGUGACAUGAAGAACUCUACUGGGAUGCCGCUGUAGCGUGCAGAGCUCCCUCAGUCUGGCCAGAGACUGGGAUUGACUACACACUCUACUGAACAUAGACCUUCCAUAAUAGUCUUAUAUAGAGGUCAUUGGUAGUGGCUAUGUCAAAGCUACUUACUGGAUAUGGAAGCGUAUCCCUGCCAUAAUUCAAACUGGGAGUUGAUUUUGCCAUAAUCAGCCUCACAGUCAAACAGUUGGAUCGUCAAACUCCUGGAUUUAGCCACAUGGCUUCAUUGUUUUGAACUGAUUCUCCUGCCAACAAAUACCAUUGCAGAACCCCACACCAGUCUGAUUGAAUGGCCCCCUCUGUAGCAGCCAUGAUCCCAGAGCAGCUUCUGGGCCCGCAGGUAUGCAGUCCUGUAGGGGAAAUGAAGCUCUUGCCUGAGGAGGAACGAGAGGAGGAGUCUGACCCCUGUCCCCAGGAAGUGAUGGACUGCUAUGGCCACUCCCCCUCAAUGACUCACUGCCCCAGCACCGACAGUCUUAGUAGUGAGGAGCCAUUCUGUCGUAUCUGCCACGAGGGAGGGGGUGUCGGGGAGCUGCUCUCCCCCUGUGAGUGUGCAGGGACGCUGGCCAUGGUCCACCGGGGCUGCCUGGAACACUGGCUCACUGCCUCCAACAGCAGCCGCUGUGAACUCUGCCACCACCAGUACUCCCUGGAGAGACUGCCCAAGCCGCUCACUGAGUGGCUGGGCUCACCAGCCAUGCAGCACCAGAGACGGACGCUCUGCGGUGACGUCAUCUGCUUCCUGUUCAUCACGCCGCUGGCUAGCCUAUCAGGAUGGCUGUGUGUGCAGGGUGCCAUGGACCUGUAUUUCAGUAACAGUAUGGAGGCUGUUGGACUCAUGGUGCUCACCCUGGCUCUCUUCACCAUCUACUGCUUCUGGACUGUGGUGUCGCUGCGCUAUCACAUCCACCUGUUCAGGACGUGGAAACAGACAGACCAGAGAGUUAGGCUACAGAUCCCCCGACCAGCACGAACCAUGCACACACACCACACACUGAACCUCAGCUUCCUUAGCAAGGACACCAGAAAGGAGACUGUGGUGUAGAUGGAGUGGAACUGGGUGCAGUGUCCACGAUACUUUGGCAAGAAGACUGUGAUGUAGCCAGAAUGGGGUUGGGUCUAGUGUCACAUUUAACAGGUCCCCAGUGUCCGGUCAGGAGCGUGAAGUCACAAGCUCUGCUGGUUGGCUACUGCAUAGCAACCUAGUGGUGCCAAAAGCCCUGGUCUGCCCUAAAAAGCCUAUGUCAACCAUCGCCAGAACGGCCAAACAUUUAUAUUUCUACGCCCGUUUUGGACUCCAAAUGUGUUUAUCAUGAUCAAGUUCAAUCUUGACGGUGAAUAAUUUAAAAGUUCGCUACAAAGCGAGAAAUUGUAUUAAAUAGUGAUCUAUUCUGACUGCUACAUUUGACGUCACACAGGAUCAGGUGCUGACACAGACCAAUCAGGGACCAUAAAGCUACGAGCAGGCUCUCAGGCAGGAUAAAAACAACUACAUCGACCAUGAUCCUUUGCUAGUUACUGCCACCUUCACCAUGAUCCUUAGUGAUUCUUUGGCGACAUUCAGCAAUAUGGUGCACUUCAAAUUCAAAUAAUUCCAUGCGCCAUCGGGAGCCUUCAUAGGAAUACGUGGAUGACGUCAGCGCUAUCACCAUAUACUGGUUUUAACGUCUAUGGUUUCCUGGGCAAGGAUACUUUGGUGUAGCUGGAGUGGGACUGGUCCCAGUAUCCACUGUACGCUCAGCAAGGAGACAAUGACAUGAGCAAGGAGACUGUGGUGUAGCUGGAUUGAAACCAGGCCAGAUCUCUCUAAGGAUACAGUGGUGUUGCUGUAAUGGGACUGGGCCCAGUCCUCACGCUGCUUCAACAAGGAUACAAGAUUAAAAUUCUAUUAGAAUCAGGCCCCGUCUCUACACUUUUUUAACAAAGACUUGGAUCAAGGAGACAGCGAUGAAAAUGUUCUACCAAGUACCUUCAGAGGACCAAACCUUUCUCUGCGAAGAAGACUUUUUAUAUAUUUAUAGACACCAGCCUUUGAGACUUACUCAGUUGAACGUAACUAUUUUUCUAAAGACUGUUUUGUAAAAGAGUGAUGAGAUUAAUGACAAUGAAAUUGAUGUCCCACUCCCAAUUUAUGUUUGGCCCAGAGUUUUUCCCCAACCCUGUUCCCAGAAAAAAAAAAAAAAUUGGACUCUUGUUUAGAAUGACUAGUUAUCGUUCCCUAAACACGCUUUGUUACACCUGCAAACAUCUUUAAAGAACAUUUCACUCAAUUAAAAGUUUGUUAGAUA